Messenger RNA from Mauremys mutica (yellowpond turtle), 988 nucleotides. It is a transcript of the gene C5H4orf36, whose product is annotated as chromosome 5 C4orf36 homolog. Lineage: Eukaryota; Metazoa; Chordata; Testudines; Geoemydidae. The record is from RefSeq and is a predicted model, not a curated record. The coding region runs from base 292 to 645 and encodes 117 amino acids. The transcript is spliced from 5 exons.
UUACAUCAGCAAAGGAGAUGUCAGGGAUCGGUGUGUGUGCUGGCAUGUGGUUGCCUUAUGUUUCCCUAAGGCUUGGAGUGAAAUGCAUCCCCUAAAGUAAACCAAAGGAGGCUCCAGGAUCAGGAACAACACUGCCUAUGUGGUGCUCUAUUUGUGGAUGAGUGUCCGGCUCUGCUGACCUGUGAGAGGGCAGGGCAGUGAGUCCAGUCAAGGUGAAGAGGGAGCAAAAGAGGAUCGUGUGCGUCUGUUUCUGACAUGUCUGUGUAAGUGAACUGCAUCCACUGAUCUACCAUGGAAUAUGAUUUUCACAGAAAGAGGACAGUAAAAUCGGUCUUACAAGCAAGCUGUUAUAAAGUGGCAGAUGCUGCAGAACUUGCUUUGCUGACAAGGCGUUUGUGCCAGGAAAUGGGACAGACAAACCUGAAUCUCCUUCAAGACAUCCCUUUGUGUCACACUUUAACUCUGCGGCCAGCUGUCACUGUUGAAAGCAAGCUGAUCCCAUCAGUACAGACAUUGGAGGCUGAAAGGAUGUUUGAAUCCAAAAGAUUGAAUAAGAUUGACCUUGAAAACAAGACUGCUCAGCAAACUGAGUCUGACCUGAAGGGCAAGAGAAUUGGUGCAAGAAGGCCAGUUCCACCCUUCUGAUGGCCUCAUGCCUGGCCCAGAUCUUUGAAGCCCUGGCUCCAGUCUCACUCAGGCCUCUUAGUUAGAACGUCUGCCAGUGCCAACAGUGCAAAUCGUGGCCUCACUUUGCGCCAUUGUAACAGAUCAUCGCCAGCAAACAACGACCUUCAGAAAAAUUCUGCUGUGAGUAAGGACUUCAAGAACUGGCCCAUUACUGCCAGGAAUCCUCAUGACUCAACACUUACCUGCCUAGCAAGGAUGGGCUGCCACAGCUCGGUUUGUAAUACACAGAAAAGCUGGAUGUAGGAGAUGACUAGGUCAUGAAUAAAUUCCAUCCUUGUGCCAGUCCCUUCACAACCAUUUU